CCACAUUCCUUAAACCAAACCAAUUCACAACGUGAGAGCACUUCAUUAUUAGUUUCAACUCACACGUAGAAGCUAACAUGGCACCACGAAUUUCACCCCUCUUAGUGCUAUUCCCUCUCCUCAUCAUUUCCCUCUUGAGGCUCUCCCACGGCGCGGGAAUAGCAGUCUAUUGGGGCCAAAACGGCAACGAGGGGUCUUUGGCCGAUGCAUGCAACACUGGAAACUACCAGUUCGUGAACAUAGCGUUUUUGUCCACUUUUGGUGGUGGCCAAAACCCUCAACUGAACCUUGCUGGCCACUGUGACCCCAGCACCAACGGGUGCACCAAAUUCAGCGAUGAAAUCAAAGGGUGCCAAGGCAGGGGCAUCAAAGUGCUUCUCUCGUUGGGAGGUGCUAGUGGAAGCUACUCUCUCAACUCAGCUGAUGAGGCCACACAGCUUGCUAACUACCUUUGGAAUAACUUCCUUGGAGGACAAUCUAGCUCUCGCCCUUUAGGUGAUGCUGUGUUGGAUGGCAUAGACUUUGACAUUGAGGCUGGUGGUGGUAGCCACUGGGAUGAACUUGCAAAGGCCCUUAAUGGGUUCAGCUCACAGAAGAAGGUGUACCUAGCAGCAGCCCCUCAGUGUCCAAUCCCUGAUGCUCACUUGGACUCAGCCAUCCAAACUGGCCUCUUUGACUAUGUGUGGGUUCAGUUCUACAACAACCCUCCAUGCCAGUACUCUAGUGGCAACACCAACAAUCUCAUAAACUCAUGGAACCAAUGGACCUCAAGCCAGGCCAAGCAACUGUUUUUGGGAGUGCCAGCUUCUACAGCAGCUGCUGGUAGUGGCUUUAUUUCUGCUGAUGUGUUGACCUCACAGGUUCUUCCUACCAUCAAGAGUUCUCCCAAGUAUGGUGGAGUCAUGAUUUGGGACAGGUACAAUGAUGGUCAAAGUGGAUACAGUAAUGCUAUUAAGGGCAGUGUUUGAUUAGUUUGAGGUUAAAGGACAUCUAUAGUGUUAUCUUUCAAAUAAGUAGCAGCUAAGGUAGGCUUCGAUUCUGCUGAGAGUGCUAUAUAGAACUACUUUGUGAUCAUUUUGAUUCAUGUAAUAAGUAAUAAUUAAUGAAAAUUGGAUGGAAUUUGAAAUAAGAGUAAUUAUAUUCAUAUA
Molecule: messenger RNA, 1148 nt
Organism: Cajanus cajan (pigeon pea)
Lineage: Eukaryota; Viridiplantae; Streptophyta; Magnoliopsida; Fabales; Fabaceae
Product: acidic endochitinase
Biological process (GO): carbohydrate metabolic process
Cellular component (GO): extracellular region
Molecular function (GO): chitinase activity
Source: RefSeq, a predicted model, not a curated record